Messenger RNA from Ophidiomyces ophidiicola, 300 nucleotides. RefSeq lists its product as uncharacterized. The transcript has a single exon. Bases 1 to 300 code for a protein of 99 amino acids. Lineage: Eukaryota; Fungi; Ascomycota; Eurotiomycetes; Onygenales; Onygenaceae. The record is from RefSeq and is a predicted model, not a curated record.
AUGGCAACUUCUGGAGAUUCGUUGUUAGACGAUAUCAAAAGAGGGCUGGAAGAAAAAGAGAAGAAACUGGAAGCGCUGCAGGAUGAAGGUGAAAACAUUACAAAUUUUAUUGCUUUCUUGGUGCAGCGAAAAGCUUCCCUCGAACAGCUUAGUACCAAAGCGAGGGCGGCGCAAAACGCCCGCGAUGCUGAAAUAACGGGUGCAACCAUUGAUAUGCAAAUCCAAAAUGAAGAAGAGAAACUGCGCGGAAUCAAAGCUGAUCUGAAGAGUCUUCGAGAUGCAAUUGAGCUGCUCCGUUAA